AUGGCUCGCACACGACAGAUGGCCAACGCAGAGAGCAAGCAAAAAUCCACUGUAGCAGCCAUUCCCACUGCUAAUGGCAAAGCACACGCUGAAUUGAGCACGAUCGAGUCGAACAAGAUGCCUCAAUCCCCCCAAGCCCAGAAGUCUCUCAAGUCUCACACCAAGCGUCGGAAGCCUCGUUCGGCAUUGCGUCGCUUCAAGGACACCUGUUUGAAGCACACAUGGCUAUUGCCUCUGAUAAUCCUUAUUGUUCUGCUUUCAGCCUACGCGGUGAACCCCACCGAGUCGAACCCGUUGCACAACGCCAUCUUCCUCUCCUACGCUCAAGAACCGAAGACCCCCGGGGGACCGGUGAUGUACGGCAAGGGUCCCAAGGAUUUUGCGUUCGUGGGAUUCUACACCGUCGUGCUCUCUUUCACACGCGAGUUUCUCAUGCGGUGCGUCAUUCGGCCGUGGGGGAAAUACUGCGGAAUCAAGGGCAAGUCCAAGAUGGCGAGGUUCAUGGAGCAGGUCUACACAGCGAUUUACUUUGGUAUCUUUGGUCCGUAUGGGCUGUAUGUCAUGAAGCAGACGGAUAUCUGGUAUUUUAACACCACUGCCAUGUUCGAAGGCUUUCCUCAUCGGGAGCAUAUGGCCAUCUUCAAGGCGUACUACUUGCUGCAGGCCAGCUACUGGGCCCAGCAGGCCAUCGUCCUGAUGCUGCAACUGGAGAAGCCAAGGAAGGACUUUAAAGAACUUGUGAUGCACCACAUAAUUACGUUGGCUCUGAUCUUCUUGAGCUAUCGCUUCCACUUUACCUACAUGGGCAUUGCGGUCUACAUCACACAUGAUGUUUCGGACUUUUUCCUUGCGACUUCGAAAACCUUGAACUACCUCGACUCCUCAAUCAUCGUGCCGUAUUACGGUCUAUUCGUUAGUGUAUGGAUCUACCUCAGACAUUUUAUCAAUCUGAAGAUCCUCUGGGCCUGCUUGACCGAGUUCCGUACCGUCGGACCGUACGAGUUGAACUGGGAGACGCAGCAGUACAAGUGCUGGAUCAGCCAGAUAAUUACCUUCUCUCUGCUCGCUAGUCUGCAGGCUGUGAACCUCUUCUGGCUCUACCUGAUUCUGCGGAUUCUUGCCAACUAUAUCUUCAACAAUGUGAAGAAGGACGAAAGAAGCGAUGAUGAAGACGAGGAAAUGGAAGAUAUUUUGCAUGAGGAGCAGACGAAUGGUCGUGCGAUCACCACCGCUACUGAUGUCGACAAGGUUCUUUCGGCUGCGAAGCGAAAUUCUGCGAAGGAGAACGGAAAGCCGCCAGCUUCGAUCAACGGAGGAACGACCAAUGGAUCUGUUAACGGAGCAGGCCGAAAGACUCGCAGCAGCAGCAAGAAAUAA
Monascus purpureus is the source of this 1377-nucleotide messenger RNA. The record is from the annotation of a GenBank genome assembly. Lineage: Eukaryota; Fungi; Ascomycota; Eurotiomycetes; Eurotiales; Aspergillaceae.